This is a messenger RNA of Trichoplusia ni (cabbage looper), 1513 nucleotides long. It is a transcript of the gene Lac, whose product is annotated as lachesin. Gene Ontology annotation, cellular component: neuron projection. The record is from RefSeq and is a predicted model, not a curated record. NCBI's taxonomy places the organism in Eukaryota, Metazoa, Arthropoda, Insecta, Lepidoptera, Noctuidae. The coding region runs from base 84 to 1190 and encodes 368 amino acids. The transcript has 10 exons.
CAUUCACAUUCAAACAAACCAUUCAAACGGAACAAAAAAAUACUCGCGUUUCGGUUGUUGUUGUAAAACAGUGUUAGAUUACGAUGGCGUUUACAAACUUAAUAAAUUUAACUCUACUGUUGUGCUUUACAACGAUUGUAUCAUCACAAAGAACUCCGACUAUAUCACACAUAACACAAGAACAGAUCCGUGAUAUAGGAAGUCAAGUGGACUUGGACUGUUCCGUCCAUUACGCCCAAGACUUUCCAGUGAUAUGGGUAAAAUACGAUCGCUACAAGACGGUGGAGUCCAUCCCCUUAUCCAGUAAUGCUGGUCUUAUCAUCAAAGAUUCCCGAUUCUCUCUCAGAUUCGACGAUGCUACUGCAACCUUUACCCUGUCGAUUAAAGAUAUUCAAGAGAACGACGCUGGCUGGUACCAGUGCCAGGUUCUCAUGUCCAUCAGUAACAAGAUCACAGCGGAGGUGGAGCUGCAGGUUCGACGCCCGCCCAUCAUAUCUGAUAACUCGACGCGGUCGUUAGUCGCUAGCGAGGGAGAGAGUGUACAAAUGGAAUGUUACUCGGGUGGUUUCCCGCUGCCGAAGAUCUCUUGGCGUCGUGAGAACAACGCCAUCCUGCCGACCGGUGGCUCCAUCUACAGAGGAAACAUCCUGAAAAUCGCGGCUGUUCACAAGGAAGACCGCGGCACAUACUACUGCGUGGCAGAGAACGGUGUUGGCAAGGGCGCGCGCAGGAAUAUCAAUCUAGAAGUCGAGUUCGCGCCCGUAGUCACUGUGCCUAGACCUAGACUGGCUCAGGCCUUACAAUACGACAUGGACUUGGAGUGCCACGUGGAGGCCUACCCGCCGCCCGCCAUCACCUGGCUCAAGGACGAGGUGCAGCUGUCCAACAACCAGCAUUACAGAAUCUCUCACUUCGCGACCGCUGACGAGUUCACGGACACGACGAUCAGAGUGAUCACAAUUGAGAAGCGCCAGUACGGUAUCUUCAAAUGCAAAGCUCAGAAUAAGCUGGGGACAGACGAGGGACAAGUUGAAUUAGUCGAGUCGAUAAUCCCGGUGUGUCCGCCCGCGUGUGGCACGGCGCGCUACGCGGGCGCCGCCUCGCUGGCCCCCUCCGCCGGCACGCUGGCGACUCUCCUCGUCAUCUACGUAGCGUACGCCGGACGAAGAAUCGCCAAUGCCGGACAUUAACUACCCGGGUUUGAGGCCCGACCCGCUCGUGUACGGAUAUCCGGGUACCGGGAGUACCAUCACAGCACAUAUCGUGAUAACAUAUCUAUGUAUAUUUAUAACUUUGGUCUAAAUAUUGUUAAGAUUUUCAGACAUUGGUGAGUUAGAUGUAACACAGUACCAUGGACGAUUUUGAACUCUAAGUCAUUGACCUCGGGAAGAAGGGAGAGCGAUUGGUGCAUUUAGUCAUCAGAUCGUCUGCGGUUUAAAUUUUUCCAUUGUAUUAAUUGUAAAAUUAAUUGAUUACAAAAAAUCUAAAGACCCACGUUUUUUAAAUAUCACUG